GGCCCAAAUCUCGACCUCCCCUCCGGAAAGAGAGAGAAAAACACACACACGAGGAGGGGGGAGGAAAGAGCACUCGCAAACCAUCUGCGGAUGAAACACGCCGAAUAAAAACUACUUCUGAGCUGGAGUUUUGUCGCUAGCAUCUCCAUUUUUCUCCCCCUUCUUCUUCUUCUUCGUCUCCUUGCUGCGCGAGCGGAGGAAGUUUGCGCUGCGGCGGCACCUGAUUGAAGUUUUAGCCCGUUUUUAAUGCCUCGUGCUCUUGCGCAAAACACGGGAUUUACGUCUUAGCGCCGCUUUUCACCGAAAUGAGCUCCGGCUGGAAACUUUCUCAAUGGAUUUUACCGACAGCCUCCCCGACUGAGCUGCUCACGUAGGGAAUAAACUCUCUCAAACUGGAUUUAUUUCACCGAGACGGGGGCUAAAGUGUCGAAAACACGGACUUCAGAUGUGUCCCACGCCAGCCAGAGCGGCCCUUCAGUCCCGAGAUGGAUUCCAGAAGUCAGAGCGACAGCGAUGGGGGAGGAGGACGCCACGGGUGGUCACCGUCAUCGACCGGCUCGCUGGACACGCCGCAUGACGAAGGGAGACCGCAACCACGGCCUCCGCCAACCCACGACGCUGUGCCGGAUACAGGGUUGACCAACGGGCAGCUGCCCCCUACUCCAGCAGUGCUAUCUCUGGAUCAGAUCAGGAUAACUGGGAGUAGUAAUGAGUAUACAGAAGGGCCCACAGUGGCCCAGAGGUCUCCAGCCUCCGAGCCUAGGCAUCAGAAGAGUGACUCGGUUACGUCAACAGGUUCAAGGACCAGUGGGCAGCAGGAGACUCAGGAAGAGAGGCCUAAUAAUAUCCGCAACCUGCCUUCAUUGACUCAGUAUGGAAGCACAAAUACUUCCAUCUCUUCUAGGGAGGGUGUGCUACGAUCCUCCAGUGCAGAGGACUCCCAGAGUAGCAUCAGGACCAGUGUGGGGAGCGCUUCUUCAGGCCAGAGGCUCCUCAGCAGCCCGGCGGGCGGCAACCAGAUAAUCAGAACCCAGCCGAAACGUGCAGAGCUCAGUUCAGAAGAGCUUAAACCCCUGAACAAUGAGUCCAGGUCAGUGGUGGCUGUGCCAGGCAGCGGAAGCUCUAAAAAUCAAGGCAUACACUCCAACAAGUGCGAGGACUGUGGUCGGUGCUGUUGUUCAGAGUGCCGUCGCCCUCGGGUGCUUCCUUCCUGCUGGAUGUGCGGCCGCCGGUGCAUGUGCUCCGCGCAGAGCGCGGUGGAGUACGGGACGUGCGUCUGCUGCGUCAAGGGGCUUUUCUACCACUGCUCCAGCGACGACGAGGACACGUGCGCCGACAAGCCCUUCUCGUGCACGCAGCCGCACUGCUGCGUCCGCUGGACCACCGUGUCGCUCCUCUCCCUGCUCUUCCCCUGUCUCCUGUGCUACCUCCCCGCUAAAGGAUGUGUCGCCGUGUGCCAGAGCUGCUAUGACCGAGUCACGCGACCCGGCUGUCGGUGUUAAAAUGCAGAAGGAUGGAAAGACUCCAUGUUGACUGGACUGAUAGAUGUUUUGGCCCUGUAGUUGUGCAGUUGAAAGGUUUGAUGAGAGAGGGAAGGAUGCUGUUGUGCUUGAGUUUUUGUGUUUUCCGUGCAGGUCUUCAUGCCUAUCAGAUCCGGGCAGAGACGUGAAACUUUGCCUUGAAUUGUCAGCUAUUCAGGCUGGUUGACAAAGUUGUACUAGUCAAGGCACUGGAGGUGCGUUGGCACACCCUAGCAUUACGAGUUUCACUUCAAAGGUAAACCAAAACAAGCACUCCACAUGUUAAAAGGUAUGAAGACACAUUCGACUACUGUUUUGUGCUGAAAAAUAAUUUCUUCACUCAAGUGCCCAGAUAUCGUGUUGUUGCUAUGAGAGUCCAAAUGGAUUGCCUUUUUUAACAUUUAAUACAACUUAUAUGCUAAGAACAGACUCCUAUUACUAACUGUAUGUAAAGUAGUAAAUGCAAAGAGUAUGUACAUUAUAAAAUGAGUUUGACAGAUGUUUUAUUUUUGUACAUAUAAUAAUACUUCAACUGUGAAAAGUUUUCUGCCAUAUAACAGGCACCUUGAUGAAUCCACGUUUAUAUGAAUCAGUCAGCUUCAUUCAUACAAUGUUUGUACAUUCACUGGAAUGUAUAUCAAUCAUUUUAUGUAAUUUACAAAGGAAAAGUCUUAUCCCUUCUACCUGUAAAUUGUACAGUGACCUUAUAUGAAAAAUUUAUUUUCUAAUUCCAACAUUGCUUAGUGUAAAGUUAAAUAUAUAUAUUUAUUUGAAGGUUUAUUAUUUUAUAAUGAAAAAAUAUUUAUUUUGAGAAAGCAUUGUUAAUGUGUCACCUCUCAUGGGGCUAUUCUGUAGUUUCUGCAGAUUUUCAGGUGACGUGUAGGAGUGUCAAAGCUGGAUGAAUAGUUCACUAUGAAUUAGAAGACGAAUAUAUUAACGUUUGAAAUUAAACAACCUUGAAGUCUGA
This is a messenger RNA of Chelmon rostratus (copperband butterflyfish), 2487 nucleotides long. RefSeq names its product sprouty RTK signaling antagonist 2 (gene spry2). The record is from RefSeq and is a predicted model, not a curated record. Gene Ontology annotation, cellular component: membrane; cytosol. Lineage: Eukaryota; Metazoa; Chordata; Actinopteri; Chaetodontiformes; Chaetodontidae. Gene Ontology annotation, biological process: negative regulation of MAP kinase activity; negative regulation of fibroblast growth factor receptor signaling pathway; negative regulation of Ras protein signal transduction. The transcript has 2 exons. Bases 486 to 1502 code for a protein of 338 amino acids.